AAACAAAAAGAAGCUUCAAAUGUUGCAGGUGAGAAAGAAAUCCUAGAGAUCAAGUAAAUCAUAUAGUUUAAAACUUUAGGCUGAAUAAUGGCCGGUUAUGAUCACAACUAUAGAUCUGGUUACUCUAAUGGCCCGGGAGGAGGACCGCACACCAAUAAAUGGAACAAGACAAGCUAUGCAGAUGAUGAGUGCCGCACAAUCAUUGUUGGUGCCGAUGGAACACGAAGAACAAUCAUUGGUUGCGCCCCCUUCCAGCAACAAGGGAGCUAUGUUAUGAAAACUGAGACAAUUAUUAGUGAACGUAUUCUCUCACCUGCAAAAGAAUACGGGUAUGCUGAUGACUGGAGUAGGCCUUCUAGCCCUGCGAAAGGUUAUGGUUAUGCAGCUGAUGAUCACAAGCUUCAUAGGCCUUCAAGCCCUGCGAAAGGGUAUGGUUAUGCUGUUGCUGAUCCCAAGGUGCAUAGGCCUUCAAGCCCCCCAAAAAAUUAUGGUUACGCUAUUGGUGAUCAAUACCCGCGUAGGCCUCCAAGCCCCCCAAAAAAUUAUGGUUACACUGUUGGUGAUCAAUAUCCACGGAGGCGUUCAAGCCCCCCAAAAAGUUAUGCUGUUGGUAGGCCUUCAAGCCCCCCCAAAAGUUAUGCUGUUGGUAGGCCUUCAAGCCCUCCCAAAAGCUAUGCUGUUGGUAGGCGUUCAAGCCCCCCAAAAAGUUAUGCUGUUGGUAGGCCUUCAAGCCCCCCCAAAAGUUAUGCUGUUGGUGAUCGCUACCCGCGGCCUUCAAGUCCCGUGAAAGGUUAUGGCUACUCAGCUGAUCAUCAACAGCUGCGUAGACCUUCCAGCCCUGAAGAUGAUUAUCCGCAAGAAGUUGGUGAUUUCCUGACCAAAGUCCAGACUGAAGCAAGCCGUGACCAGCGUGCAAAUAGGCAUCAACCAGCCCCGAAAGCUGCACAUAAUGACACUUAUGGUGACUAUAGUAACUACAACAACAAAACAUCCUACAAGCCAAACGGAAACACCAUUCGCAAUGACAACCAUGAUGACUACCCCCCCAAAUAUUACAGUGACAUGGGACCAAACACAGUGACAAAUGGUGGCCACCAGCCUAGGCCAAGCCGUCCAGCAUGGACUCCACAACCAAGCGGUCCAGCGUGGACUCCGCCAAGCCGUGAGGGCAGACUCAGCAGUGCAACAGAUGACAUAGAGACAGCCCUACGGUUCUUGAAGGAAGGUGCAAUGUCUUCAUCUGCCGCAGCUACUACGCCUCAAUACUCUCAAUACUCGACAGUGCCAAAACAUGGCGAGUAUCCCACGGAUGCUGCUAAAAGAAAUGCCACAUUCAAUGCGCCAUCUUGGCCACGAACAACAUAACACAUUCACGCAACUAUGUGAUGCUGCAAAAGGGCUUCAUGCUUCCUUCAACUUCCUAUAUAGAUUUUCUUGGGUUGUUUUCAUCUGUUUGUUUGCUCUAAUUUAGCUGCUCUACCUGUGUUGUCCGCUUAUGUUCGACUACACGAUCAUAAAAAAAAGCUUUUGUAUCGACAAAGCCUGGAAUAACUAUGUGUGCUUGUUACUUUAGCCAUUAA
This is a messenger RNA of Pyrus x bretschneideri (Chinese white pear), 1580 nucleotides long. Its product is annotated as sialidase. The transcript is spliced from 2 exons. The record is from RefSeq and is a predicted model, not a curated record. Lineage: Eukaryota; Viridiplantae; Streptophyta; Magnoliopsida; Rosales; Rosaceae. Bases 88 to 1365 code for a protein of 425 amino acids.